UAUGCGGGGAUCACAGGGUUAACAAGUGAAACACGAUCGUCUAAAGUUUCCUUUCCUUAGCCAGCUGAUGACACGCUUUUUGACUCCCUUAAUACCUCUAUUCACGACCUAGGAUGUGAGAUAUGAAGAGGAUUUUUUAAACGAUCGCUUAGUCAUAACAGCGUUUACCUGACAGGAGGACCAAGCCAGCCAGCCAGCCGACGACAAAACAAACAAGGUCUUUGAGCAACCAGUCGACAAAAACAGAUUCCAGGGUACUGCCCUUUCUAAGUCCUUCAGUCCUGGAGGGAUCAGCUGUGUAAAGCACUUGCUUUCCUGGAGGAGGUUGUCAGCACAGACUAAACAACCUCUGGCACCUUUUGCACACUUGCUGACCUGAAUAUCUGUAAUCAUUCAGUCUGUCAACGAGGCUCAGUUUUACACCCAGUGAAACUGGAGCCUUCAACGUAGAAAAACCCCUUUUGCUACCUGAAAAGGAAAUGAUCUUUUUUUUUUGAAUGAGUUUUCUCCAGUGUUAAAAAAGCCUUGUUAGGAGAUCUUUACUAACCUGAUUCUCACAUGUUUAAUUGUUACAUGGUAGAUAUAGACUUUAAAUGCUGAGGCAGACUCUUUCCAGCCGAAAGGGCUACUUAUGUUGGGAGGUUACAAGUGCCACUUGUGCGUUCAGCUUAGUGCCUCUGCUUGCUGGUCUUUCCUGCUUUCGAAGUUUCUGCUGUUGCCACCACAAAUGUGUUUGCUGCACCAGAAAUCAGAUUCCUUCCUCCUGAAGCCCAUUCACCUGAGGCUAUAAGACUCUGUUCGCUGUUUGUCCUGCUUAAUCCUCAUGUACCAGGGGAAUGUUUACAUUUCGAAGAAGAAUGUAAGCAGGCUUUCUUAAAAAGAUGUAUUUUCCUGUUUCUUUGAGAUCUUGAAAUGGACUGCAAAUUACAGGUUGACAUGGAGGCGACUCAUGGACUCAAGCUUGCUGCAGGUUGUGCGAAUGGCACGGCAUAAAAAUUUGAUUUGAGCAAUCACUUGCCAGGAAAACACUGGCUUUUAUCUCUUAGCAGCUCGUAAACGGCUAAAGGAGGGGACGCUUGUCACCUCUCAGCUCUUUUGGGGCAGUGGGCAAAAAAAGGAGCAAACUUUCAUCCCUCGUUCAUCCGUACACCGUUCUCCCUGUCUGCUCUUUGAGCUGGCGAGCAAGGAUGCAAGCGCCGGGCGGCAGUCGCCGGUGAAGAUGUACGCAGCGUCAGGAAUGACGGAGUGCAAGGCGGAGGUGACACCGUCCACAAGCAAUGGCCACCGAGUCUUCAGCUACACACUGGAGAGCCACACGGCCGCUGCUUUCGCCAUCAUGAACGAGCUGCGGCUCGAGCGGCAGCUGUGCGACGUGACGCUACGCGUCAAAUACAAUGACCUGGAGGCCGUGGACUUUGUGGCGCACAAGGUGGUGCUGGCGUCCUCCUCGCCUGUUUUCAGGGCUAUGUUCACCAACGGGUUGAAGGAGUGUGGCAUGGAAGUAGUGCCCAUCGAGGGGAUCCACCCUCGGGUCAUGGGCCGCCUGAUAGAGUUUGCGUACACGGCAAGUAUUUCCGUCGGGGAGAAGUGUGUGAUCCAUGUGAUGAAUGGUGCCGUGAUGUAUCAGAUUGAUAGCGUGGUGAAGGCCUGCUGUGACUUCCUGGUGCAGCAGCUGGACCCCAGCAAUGCCAUCGGCAUCGCCAACUUCGCUGAGCAGAUCGGCUGCACCGAGCUGCACCAGAAGGCCCGCGAGUACAUCUACAUGAACUUCAGCCAGGUGGCGACGCAGGAGGAGUUCUUCAACCUGUCCCACUGCCAGCUGGUGACACUGAUCAGCCGUGACGAGCUGAACGUGCGCUGCGAGUCUGAGGUGUUCCACGCGUGUGUAGCCUGGGUGCAGUAUGACCGCGACAACCGCCGGCCGUAUGUUCAGGCCCUGCUACAGGCUGUGCGCUGUCACUCGCUCACACCUCACUUCCUGCAGCGCCAACUGGAGCACUUUGAGUGGGAUGCACAGAGCAAGGACUACUUGUCCCAGAUCUUCCAGGACCUCACGCUACACAAGCCCACCAAGGUCAUCUCCUGCCGCACCCCCAAAGUGCCCCAGCUCAUCUACACGGCCGGAGGCUAUUUCCGCCAGUCACUCUGCUACCUGGAGGCCUUUAACCCCUGCACGGGGUCCUGGCUGCGCCUGGCCGACCUGCAGGUGCCCCGCAGUGGGCUGGCGGCCUGCGUCAUCAGCGGACUCUUCUAUGCCGUGGGCGGCCGCAACAACGCCCCAGACGGCAACAUGGACUCCAAUGCACUGGACUGCUACAACCCAAUGAACAACUGCUGGCUCCCCUGCGCUCCCAUGAGCGUCCCCCGGAACAGGAUCGGGGUUGGAGUGAUCGACGGAAUGAUCUACGCGGUGGGGGGGUCCCAUGGCUGCAUCCACCACAACAGUGUAGAAAGGUAUGACCCAGAAAAGGACUUGUGGCAGCUUGUGGCCCCAAUGCUGAUGCGGCGUAUUGGGGUGGGUGUGGCAGUUAUUAACCGCCUCCUCUACGCAGUGGGUGGAUUUGAUGGCACACACCGGCUGAGCUCAGUGGAGUGCUACAACCCUGAGAAAGACGAGUGGAGAAGCACCGCAGCCAUGAACACUGUCCGCAGUGGAGCCGGCGUGUGUGCAUUGGGAAACCAUAUCUUUGUGAUGGGUGGCUAUGACGGCACCAACCAGCUGAACACAGUGGAGCGCUACGAUGUGGAGACUGACAGUUGGACUUUCAUUUCAUCCAUGAGACACCGACGAAGUGCACUGGGGGUCACCACACACCAUGGCCGCAUCUACGCACUGGGUGGAUAUGAUGGAAACACCUUCUUGGACAGCGUGGAGUGCUAUGACCCCGAAACAGACACCUGGGCCGAGGUCACAAAGAUGACCUCUGGGCGGAGUGGGGUCGGUGUGGCGGUCACCAUGGAGCCGUGCCAAAAGGAUUGUCAGAAGCUCUAGUGCCUCCUCUCACCGCCUUUCCCUGGCUCCUUCCAUCUUUCUGUUCUUUCAUUCUUUCCAUCCCUCCUUUUUUCAGCCAGGCUUAUCAUUGCACAUUAGCCCUUUUGCUUGAGUUCAGAACAGACCAAUUCUGUAACAGCCCUAAGCGAGAGAGACCACAUGCUUAGCACCACAGGACCAUAGAUUUGAGCCACAGGGUUGAUAAAGUUUAGAUGAGGCCUGGUUGUCCCAGAGUACUUCCAGGCAGGACGUGCUAAAUUAAAUUGGCAGGUUUACGUGUUUCAUGACCAGACCGCAGACAGUGGGCUCACUAAUGAGUCCGUGUCUCCUGUUGUAUUACUGACCAGUACAUGAAAUACAAAUCUGCAGUGGUCAUAUUAGAUGUACAUGGCUACCUCUUUCCUGAAGCUCGUACCAUGAAGGUUUUGGCAUUUUUUUUUUCCCUCUAUGAAUGCAAAAGUGCCAUUAUCCUCUUCACCACCACUUCAGUAUCCCAGCCUUUAAGCUGCUGUAGUGGGCAUAAAGGCCUGAACGCACAAGAAUUACAUGUCAAAGUACCAAUGACAGUCUGGACUGGUAUUCUUAAAGAAGCUGGUUCUAAAACUUGGAGCAUGUUUUUAUGUUUCUUUCCCCACCUCAGUCAUCAGGUGAUUACCAAGACUUUCUGUUGUGUCUUGUGUAUCGGAGAAACUUAAACACAAAAAUGUCCAAGUACUUAGGAUUUAAAGAAUCACUGACUAAGUUAUUCCCAAUCCUGGUCCUGGAGUACUUCUGUUGUUAUUUUAGUGUUUGCUUUGGUCUAACACACCCACUUCAAUUAGCUGAUUAGUUGGAUCUGGUAGGGUAGAGCAGGGAAGUUACCAAAAUACACAGGGCCAGUAUUGGGGAUACCUGUAUCAUGAAUAGUUCUGAGGCUUCCAAACACCUGUUUCAAAUUAUUGUCUAAUUACUGAAUUAAUUGGCUAACUCAGUGGUUGCUAAGAUAAUGAUCCAAGUAGCCAAUUGCAUGACCAUUGGUUAACUAAUUAGCUGCUAAGAUAAUUGGUUGUAGUUCCUAUGAUUAGAAAGACUGUUCCACCACAUAGGGAGAGAGCAAAAAUAUGGACCAUCUGGGGUCCCUGAGGACCAGUCUAAGAAUCACUGACCUGUGCAAUUCAGUGCAGAUAAACCUUAAUCUGGACCUGGAACUGUGCCAUUUUUCAUAAAGUUUCAGAUCAUAAAUUAUACCUUUAUUUAGUCCUGGACUAAAUUCCAUUACCAAGUAUUGAAAAUACUUAUUAAUCUAGGCUUAGACUUACAAUUGCAAAACAGUAACAAUAGUGCGAACACAUGUCUGGGGACAAUAUGUUAAACUUUUGGUGCUGGCUUGUGGCACCAACAAGGGUACCCCUCUAAAAUCUGCCCCUGGACUCUGCUAGUUUAUGCUCCUUUAAUGUCCGGAGUACCAUUGAUAACACCAGUAAAACAAACUAGCGAAAUGCUAUUGCUAAUGGAAGAGGGUUUUUACUUUUUUUUUUCUUUUUUUUUUGCAAAAUUUAGUUUUUUAUUUUAUUUUUAUUUCCGUGAUUGACUGCCCCCCCACCACCACACGAUUCAUUUAUUUAGAAAUUUAAAACUCAAUUUGCUAAGUCUACAUUCCCGCCAAUAUUUAUCACAGUGUCUCACGGUUGUCCCCAGACAUUCAUUACGAAGGCUAGGCUGCGAUGACCAGGACUUUGUGAGUUUAACAUGAGUGUGUUAAGACGGGACACUGCAGAACCAGCACUGAGAAACACUGGUCUAGACUACACAAGAGUUGCCAAUGCAAUAUCUGAUUCAAAAAUGUUAGUCUAAGACCAAAUCUGGACCUGAGCAAAGUGGCACCAGAAACAUACAUUUACACAACUGCAUGACCGGGAAUAUGAGCAGACGGGGAGGCUUUUCUGAAGGGCCCAUUUAGGUCAGGAAUGUCAGUUGAUGCUGGAAGUAGCAUUACCUGAAGAAUGUUUGCAGAAUUCACCAAAUGGCUUUAGCCAAUCAAGGCCAACAUCAUUCUCUGCAAUAAACAGACACCUUUUUUUGACAGACAGACAAAAAAGCCUGAAUAAUAAAUGUAUUUGUAACAGCGUUUUAAGCUACAUUUUUUCCAGGAAUUUUUGUACAUUGUACAGAGUUUGAGUGUUUCCUCUUAUUUAUUUUGGACUGACUUUUGUCCCUUUUUUGUGCUUGGAUGCGGAGUUCUACUCUGGGAGAAGCCAGACUGUGUGUGUGGCUUGUCGAGCAUGCGCCGUAUUUGAAAUUUGAUGGAAAAAUGAUGACUGCUCUUUUUUUCUAGAUCUGUUUAAAAGGGAAAUGUUUUCCUUUAACAGUUUAUUAACAAUGAUUAUUUAAAGAUUGCUUUGUAAAUUUUACAGCAGUGAAUGCAUUGUACAACACCUUGUAUAUUAAAUGCCUAUGUUUAUUGUAAUAACA
Messenger RNA from Pygocentrus nattereri (red-bellied piranha), 5443 nucleotides. RefSeq names its product kelch-like ECH-associated protein 1b (gene keap1b). Bases 1220 to 2992 code for a protein of 590 amino acids. Gene Ontology annotation, molecular function: protein binding. The transcript is spliced from 7 exons. NCBI's taxonomy places the organism in Eukaryota, Metazoa, Chordata, Actinopteri, Characiformes, Serrasalmidae. The record is from RefSeq and is a predicted model, not a curated record.